This is a messenger RNA of Lucilia cuprina (Australian sheep blowfly), 1959 nucleotides long. RefSeq lists its product as uncharacterized. Lineage: Eukaryota; Metazoa; Arthropoda; Insecta; Diptera; Calliphoridae. The record is from RefSeq and is a predicted model, not a curated record. Bases 196 to 1692 code for a protein of 498 amino acids. The transcript has 3 exons.
CAACAAUUCAGUUACGUUUCUGCUGUGUUUUGUAGCACAUUAAUAUAUUUUCUUUAGUCGUUUUUAUAUUUUUUGGAGGUUAAAAAAUCUUCAAGAGUUUUGGAAUAACUUAAAGAAUUUUUUGGAUUAAUUAUAAAAAUAUAACUUUUUGUGUUGCCCCUAUAUCAACAACAACGUAACUACUACAACAACAAUAUGGCUGAUGUUAACAAACCAAAAUUACAAUUACGUUCCGGUUUAUCUCUCAAUGGCGACAAGACACCCUCACCGGCCACUAAACUUUUGAUCAAUCAUGGUAAACCUAAUUUUACCAUACAAAAAUCACCCAAGGCUCUAAACGGUAAUGCCAAUCCCAUGUCACCCCCACCAACUGAGCCAGCUGUGUUGAAAUCAAAUCAAAAUAACAACAAUGAGUUUGCGGUUAAAAGCACUACUUUUAAUGGAGUCUUUAAGCCUUCGAAUAUUAGUGCAGCCACUAAACAAACUUUGCCCCAAAAUGGUAAUAGUGCAGUCAGUAAUGGCAAUGAUAAUGAAGCCGCUAAAGUCGUGUUGAGAAGGACUAAGGUGGUGCCAGCCGAAGUAAGAGAAAAUGAGGAGGAUAGCAAUGUUCCUGAAUUCAUUUUAAGACAAAGACGCAUACAAGAACGUUUGGCCAAUCAAAAUAUUUUAGAUUUUGAAAAUAGACGCAGUGGUUAUUUCACUCAAGUUAUGAUUUCACCUUCAAGUCCUAAUCGCCAAUCUUUUGUGGAGACAAUGUCUAGUCCUGCUGUUAAGCCAGGCUUGGAAAUGCCACCACCAGCAUCAUCACCCAGUCAACAUGAAGAUAUUAAGGAAGAAACCUUACAAGAACAACAGGAACAAGAAGAAUCACAGCAGCAAGAAACACAACAUGAAAAGAGUGAAGAAACUGUUGAACAUACUGAGCCGGUUACUUUAAAUGGCCAAGUUGAGAAGGAAGAAGUUGCCAAGGCCAUUGAGGAGGUUAACAAGGCAGUAGCGGGAGAAGAUGAUACUAAAGAUGAGGAAGAACAACUGGAAAAUCAUGUAGAAGAAGUUGAAGCUGUAGAGACACAACAAAAGGAGGAAGAAACUAAAACACAACAAGAAAAACUAGAACCACAUGCCGAUCAAGCUCCUGUUGUAGCAGUUGAAACCUCAGCAGUUGUAGAGGAAAAACCUUUAGCUAAAGAAGAAACAGAAACCCAUGAAGUGGCAGCUGCAGUUGUAACAUCAGUUUUAGAAACUGCCCAAGAGCAAGUAAAUGGUCAUGUAGAAGCUGUUGCCACCUCAGCCCCUGUAGUUGAGGAACAAGCUGUAGUACAAUCCCAAACCAAUGGUCAUGAUGAUCAACCAAUAGAACAAGCUCUACAAAAUGGACAUGCCACAAAUGGUCAAGCUUUAGAAAAUGAAAUCACUAUUUCACACACCAAUGGCUUAAAUGGACCCAGUCUACCUUCACCCGAUCCCAAGGGAGAAAAAGGUGUUAAUUUUGAACCCAAAACUGUAGUAUCAUUCUCGCAAGAAUUAGGCAAUGAUGUCAACAAAUAUCCCGAUACCGUGAAAGUUGUAAAAGAAACCGAAGCCUCAGAAGUCGAUAAUGAAUUGAAAGAAUUGACCAAAUUGAAAUUUGAAAUUAAAGGUGAUGAUAAGGACAUUGAAGUAAAGCCGGUGUUAAUAACUGAAACAGCUUAGAUGCGAGUAAAAAUGUUUAAUAAAAAAAGAAAUAUGCUAUUUAUUAUUAUAUAAGUUACAUAAAGUGUGGCAUUAUUGUGUAGAGUUUAGUUUAAGUAUUGAUAUUGAUAAUGAUCAGUACUUUUAUUGUCAGGGGUCAAAUAAUGAAAGAAAUAUUUAAAAAUAUAAUUAAAUUGUUUUAAAAGUGACCCUUUAUAGUCUUUUGUUUUAUUAUACAUAUUAUACAACUAUAUAUAUUUUUUUGUUUAGUUCUUAAGUUUAAACUGU